GUAAAGUAAGUUUGUGUUAUGUUAGAGUUGGAAGGGCAUGAGAAACCUUUAACUUCAACAUUGGUUAAUCGUAACCACUCAUUCAUUGACUUGCUGACUUUGCAAUUCGUGUGUUAUACACCUGUUAUUUUUAUCAUUAAAUAUAACAUUAACAUUGUUCAAAAAAAAUAUAAAUAAAGUUAUUUAAUCAAUUAAAAAACUAUAAGAAAAAUAAAUUAAUUAACAGGUUAAUUUAAUAUUUAAUGAACAAAAAAAAAAUGUUAUAAUUUUUAAUUAAGUUUUAAAAAGUUAUUAAUAAUUAUUAAUAUUAUAUAUAAUUUUAUGAAUUUUAAUUUGUUUAUUUUUUUAAAAAAUGAGGAUGGUUGAAAUUUUUAUUGUCGUUAUUGUACUAUUAGUACAGGUGCUUGGUCGACCACAACAAAUUAAAUCAGGAUGUUGGUAUGAAGGCAAACGUUUUGAAGAGUCAUCCAUGGUUAAUACAACUGAGCCAUGUUUAAGAUGUCGUUGUCUCGAGGGUUCUCUCAGAUGUCGUCUUCGUGUCUGUCCUCGUAUUCCUAAUCCACCUCCAGUUGGUUGUGUCACAAGGAUUCCCCAUGAGAAUGCAUGUUGUGCUGAACUUGUUUGUCGAGAUUAUCACGUUAAAGAAAAAGCACGUGAAUCAAAUGUUGCUGUUAAAUUAUCAAAAAAUGAUGGAUGUAUUUGGGAGGGUGUACAUUAUGCACCAGGUUCAGCAAUGAUGGGUUCACGAAGAUGUGAAUAUUGCUAUUGCAUAUCAAAUGAACGUAGAUGUGUUAGACCAAGAUGUUUACUUCCAUUGCCAGGGUGUACGCCAAUUUAUGCACCAUACUCUUGUUGUCCAAUUGCUUACAAUUGUUCUCAUGCAACAUCAGAAAUUUCAACACCAAUGUCUGCAAAUGGUUGUCAUGAUGGUGAACAUUUUUAUGAAGAAGGUAAAAUGGUACGAGAUAGACGAUGGAAGUCAAUGUGUGACAAUUGCUUUUGUGCAAUGGGUAGUAUUCGUUGUGUUCCACUUGCAUGCGCACCACCACUUCGGGGCUGUAAACCUAUUGUACUUGAAGGACAAUGCUGUCCAUCAACUUAUAAUUGUAGUGGAAGUAUUGCAGUCAAAGCAACUCAAAAUUAUGGAUCAUAUGCAUUUGUAAGCAAAGAUUAUGCAAAAUUUCGUAAAGAAACAAAUUUUUUAUCAUUAAAAAAUAAUAAUCAAACAAAUAAUUGUUGUUCAACAUUUGAGGGUCGUUCACAUCGUGAUGAUGUACCAAAUGAAUUACCAGAAACAACAGUUACAACAAUAAUAAUACCUGAAUCAUCAUUACCAAUAACAGAAACAAUAUUUUCAACAUUUGAAACAGAAACAAUGAAUAAUGAAAUACCAACAGAAAAUAUUGAUUAUUCAAAAUCAACAAUGUUACCAAAUGGAUCAAUCGAUGAUACAACAAUGUCAACAAUAAAUGAUGAUUCAAGUGGAAUAGUUAGUAAUGUUGAAUCAUCAACAAUUGAAAUGAUUUCAUCUGGUGAAUCAACAGUCAAAGAUGAUACAGACACUACAAUUCAUUUUGCUGAUAUUUCAACAACUAAAAUGGAUAAGCUUGUUUCAAUGAAUCCAAAAUCAUCAACAAUAUCCCAAACAUCAACGACAUCUUCAACACCAGCAACAUUAAAAAUAUCUUCGACGUCAACAACACCGUCUUCAACAUCAACAACUAAUUCUCCAUCAUCAACAGCUUCACAAAACUCGACAAUAGUAGAAUCAACAACAACAACAACUUUAAAAACAUCAAAGACAUCAGAAUCACCAUCCACAACUGAAAAGUCAAUAACUCCUGAAACAACAACAUCAUUAACAACAGUAAAUACAUCAUCAAUAACAACUCAAAAAUCACAAACAACACCGGAUAUUAUUUUUGAAACAAGUAUACCAACAAGUGAUCAUAAUAAAAAUUCAGUAUCAAUUAAAGUACCAGUAACUGGUUUACCAACAACAAUAAUAAUGCCCGAUGAUAUAUUCAUAAUGAAUGUAACACUUAAAACAAACGUAUCGAUUGGUGUACAAAAUAAAAUACAAGGUGUUACUGUUAAUCCAAUUAGGCCUGAUGUUGAUACUAUUGAAAAAAUUGUAAAUAUUACAAAUAGAAAAAAAGGACAAGAAUUUGGUGAAUAUGAUUACAGUGAACCUACGCUUCCUCCAUCACUUCCAAAUGUCAGAAUCAUACCAUUUGUUGCGGCUGAUGCACUUGUCAAAAAUGAGGAAGCAUCAUCACCGGUGACAGCAUAUCCCUUGGGCUCAGUUGGUCUUUCACCAGAGUUAAGAACAACUGACAUACCGUCUCGAGGUAAUACUGGAAAUUUCUAUGACAUUGUCACUCAGGAGAAUCGAUUUAGUCCACCUUUUGAAACACAAGGAGGAUUUGUUCCAAGACAACCUUCGUAUUUUGAAUCAUCAUAUCAUUCAACAGAUUUAAAUCUUGAAAUUGGUACUGGUGUUACAGUUGUUCCAGGAACAAUAAAAAAUCCACACAGAAAAAAUGAUGAUAUUACAAGCCUGUGCCAUUUUGAAGGAAGAGAAUAUCAACAUGGUGAAAUGUUACCAAGCAGUGGUCAUUGUAUAAUUUGCAUCUGUUACUAUGGACAAGUUGCUUGUUCAGAUGAAAAAUGUACACCAGUUAAAUUUGGAUGCAGAAGAAUUCAAGAUUCAAAAAUAUGCUGUGGUCAAAUUAUUUGUGAUUCAAACGAAUCACCAACAGUGGUACUUGAUCGUGCUGAUGCAGCAUCAUCAGACAAAGAAUCAUCAAUUGUUGAACAUCUUGAACUACCAGAUCCAUUUCGUGAUGUUAUUAAAACUGAACCAGCACCAGAUUUACCAUCUCUCAUUGAAGAUAUGAUACCAUUUUUUUCCGAACAUGGUACAUCAAUAACAACAACAACAUCAUCAUCAUCACCACCAUUAACAACUAUAACAACACCAUCAUCAUUAGAAAAUUCAAACAUAAUUAACAUAAAUAAUUACGACAGUUCACCUGAUCAAAUAUCAAUUACAAAUCCACCAAACACUGACAUUGUUUAUGGUGAUGAUGUUCUUUUUUCAAAUAAAUUUGACAUUAAUAAUUUAGACAAUAACGAUGUAACAAUAAUAUUUAAAAAUAAAUUCUGA
This is a messenger RNA of Aphidius gifuensis, 3169 nucleotides long. Its product is annotated as mucin-5AC-like. The transcript has 12 exons. The record is from RefSeq and is a predicted model, not a curated record. The coding region runs from base 353 to 3169 and encodes 938 amino acids. NCBI's taxonomy places the organism in Eukaryota, Metazoa, Arthropoda, Insecta, Hymenoptera, Braconidae. Gene Ontology annotation, molecular function: protein binding.